UUGUGCUGCGGCUGUCCAACACACUUAACUCCCUAAAACACAGUUUAUGUGCUUAUUUCAUCGUUUCAUCUGUUUAACAGCGGUUAAUAGGAUCAGUUAAUAAUGCCUUUUCAGUAUCCAAACGUCUACAGAGACGAAUCUGUGAUCGAUGACUACCAUGGCUGUAAAGUUCCUGAUCCGUACAGCUGGCUGGAGGAUCCUGACAGUGAAAAAACACAGGCAUUUGUGAAUGCUCAGAAUCAGUUGACUCAGCCGUUUCUGGAGCAGUGUGAGGUCAGAGACGUCUUUAAGCAACGCAUGACUGAACUCUACGACUAUCCCAAAUACAGCUGCCCCUUUAAACGUGGCGACAGAUACUUUCACUUUUAUAACACUGGUCUUCAGGACCAAAGUGUUCUGUACAUGCAGGAGAACCUUGAUGCAGAACCCGCCCUCUUCCUGGACCCAAACACAUUCUCAGAAGAUGGGACAGUAGCUUUACGAGGUUAUGCGUUCUCUGAGGAUGGCGAGUACCUGGCGUACGGGACCAGCGCGAGCGGUUCUGAUUGGGUCGAGAUGAGGUUCUUGCGAGUGGAUGGUGCUGAACCUCUAGAGGACAAACUGGAGAGAGUGAAAUUCAGCUGCAUGUCCUGGACUCACGAUGGGAAGGGACUCUUUUACAACUCUUAUCCCGAGCAGGAUGGAAAGAGCGAUGGUACUGAAACCUCCACCAACCUGCACCAGAAGUUGUACUAUCAUGUUUUGGGAACUCCUCAGUCUCAGGACGUUCUUUGUGCUGAAUUUCCCGAUGAGCCGAAAUGGAUGAGUGGUGCUGAGGUGUCUGAUGAUGGGCGCUUUGUGUUGUUGUCCAUCCGAGAGGGAUGUGACCCCGUCAACAGAUUGUGGUACUGUGACCUGAACGCUGUGCCCCAGGGAAUCACAGACUUGUUGCCGUGGGUGAAGCUGAUCGAUAACUUUGAUGCGGAAUAUGAAUACAUAACAAAUGAAGGAACCGUCUUCACUUUUAAAACCAACCUGGACGCUCCACAGUAUCGCCUCAUCAACAUUGACUUUGACCAGCCGGCCACCAGCCAAUGGAAAGAGCUCAUUCCUCAACAUGAGAAAGAUGUCAUUGUGUUUGCUACCUGUACAUAUUCCCGCUUCCUGUUUGUGUGUUUCCUCCACGAUGUGAAGAAUAUGUUAAAGAUGUUCCAUCUGUCUUCGGGGGAGGAGAUACGCACGUUUCCGCUGGACGUCGGCUCGGUCAUGGGGUUCACCGGGCGAAAGAUAGACUCGGAGAUCUUUUACAGCUUUACUUCUUUUUUGUCUCCAUCGAUCAUCUAUCACUGUGAUCUGACUAAAGACCCCUUGCAGCCGAAGGUCUUCAGAGAGGUCACGGUGAAGGGCUUUAGUCCUGCCGAUUAUCAGACCACUCAGGUGUUUUAUCCUAGUAAAGAUGGCACACAGAUCCCCAUGUUUAUCGUCCACAAAAAAGGAUUCGAGCUGGAUGGCUCUCAUCCAGCCUUCCUGUAUGGAUAUGGAGGAUUCAACAUUUCCAUCACUCCCAGCUACAGUGUUUCUCGGUUGAUAUUCGUCAGGAAUCUGGGAGGGGUCUUAGCUGUCGCCAACAUCAGAGGAGGUGGAGAAUACGGAGAGACGUGGCAUAAAGCGGGGAUGUUGGCCAAUAAGCAGAACUGUUUCACAGAUUUCCAGUGUGCAGCUGAGUAUCUGAUAAAGGAGGGCUACACUUCACCCAACAAACUCACCAUCAAUGGAGGAUCCAACGGGGGUCUGCUCGUGGCGGCGUGUGUGAAUCAGAGGCCUGAUCUUUUCGGAUGCGCUGUGGCUCAGGUCGGCGUCAUGGACAUGUUAAAGUUUCAUAAGUUCACCAUCGGACAUGCGUGGACCACUGACUUCGGCUGCGCUGAAAACAAAGAGCAGUUUGAUUGCUUACUCAAGUAUUCUCCGCUCCAUAAUAUCCAGAUUCCACAAGGCGAUGGGGUUCAGUACCCUGCUGUACUGUUGUUAACAGGGGAUCAUGAUGACCGCGUGGUGCCGCUGCACUCAUUAAAAUAUAUUGCCACUCUGCAGCACACAGUCGGUCGCUGGUCCGGCCAAACUAAUCCUGUCUUUAUCUACGUGGACACCAAAUCGGGCCACGGUGCUGGAAAACCCACCAGCAAAGUCAUUCAGGAGGUGGCAGACAUGUACGCCUUUAUCGCACGCUGCCUGAACCUCAAAUGGCAGGAAUGAAAGAAACCUUACGAGGUUCUUUAAUGCAGUUUGUUUGUCUUUACAAGUUUGUUUAUUCUAGUUUAUAUGCUCCGAAUUACUGAAAUAAUCCUUUUUCUUGAUCUUGGUCUCUCAAACUCGACUGUUGCAUUAUUUCACCUGUUACACUAAUUUCAUACUUAAACCUGAACUGCUUCUGUGACCGAUCAUAUUUUGUGUUACCAUGUGUUAUGGCUGUGUAUGACCUUUAUUGAGCUUGUAACAUUGUUAGGAAAUAUUAUAAUUGGUGAAGUCGGAAGGGUGACGUUUCAUUACUUCUGGAGCACUUUACUAAAACUGUAUUUAUUUGACGAUA
Messenger RNA from Triplophysa dalaica, 2566 nucleotides. It is a transcript of the gene prep, whose product is annotated as prolyl endopeptidase. Gene Ontology annotation, biological process: proteolysis. Gene Ontology annotation, molecular function: oligopeptidase activity; serine-type endopeptidase activity. The record is from RefSeq and is a predicted model, not a curated record. The transcript is spliced from 15 exons. Gene Ontology annotation, cellular component: cytosol. The coding region runs from base 103 to 2232 and encodes 709 amino acids. Lineage: Eukaryota; Metazoa; Chordata; Actinopteri; Cypriniformes; Nemacheilidae.